This is a messenger RNA of Desarmillaria tabescens, 348 nucleotides long. RefSeq lists its product as uncharacterized. The transcript has a single exon. NCBI's taxonomy places the organism in Eukaryota, Fungi, Basidiomycota, Agaricomycetes, Agaricales, Physalacriaceae. Bases 1 to 348 code for a protein of 115 amino acids. The record is from RefSeq and is a predicted model, not a curated record.
AUGGCUAGCGUCAACGGCCAUUUCUCUUCUGCUGACGACAUGAAAUCUCACCUUCUGAGUCUUCUUGAUAGCAAGGAACAACAGCUACGGCAAGCCGCGACCUUUAGCCAGCGGGUUCUCGCCCAACGAAUGGAACUUGAGGAUCGUAUCCGGCAGCUUCAGGAGGUCGAAGCUGACAAGACAGACGAUGAAGACGUUGAACCUGAGGCGGUACAGAAAUACCAGGAGCUUACUGACAUGAUGAUGAGCUGGGAUACGGAGAAUGCAUUACUUUCAAGUGCAUUCAACAGUUCAGUAUGUCCCCCAUCAUGUUACUUUCAUUUUGCUCUAAGAGCUUCUGAUAGAUAG